This is a messenger RNA of Miscanthus lutarioriparius, 1551 nucleotides long. The record is from the annotation of a GenBank genome assembly. NCBI's taxonomy places the organism in Eukaryota, Viridiplantae, Streptophyta, Magnoliopsida, Poales, Poaceae.
AUGGCUGGGCUGUGGAGAGGCCACCCCCCCUUUGGCCAUGUGUGUUCCUGCCCGUGCCUAGGGAUACCCUAUGCCAGAGUUGGCAAUGAGUUGGGCCUGCUGGAGGACAUCUUCACUGGCCCUUUCAAUAAUAGCAUUCAGGAGAUCCGUGACAAUAGUAAACAGCACUGGGGAAAGUGGGUCUCCUUUCUGGAGUCCGCUUUGGUGCUAAAUAAAUCCUCUCCUGGCAGCCUAAUAAGUAAAACUCUGGUAGCAGGGAGUCCAUAUUCGCUUUCAGAUGGUAUUGAAAAUGACUUGGUGCUCCAGGAACUUAUUUCAAAAUGUGGUGGACUUCCAAAAAUAAUAGUUUCUAUUGCUGACUAUUUGGUCCAUAUAUUCAACUGGAUAGAAAGAGCCAAAAUUUUGAAUGACCAAUUUAUAAAUAACAUGGAGACAAGGCAUGAGUUUGCGAGUUUACAGGAUAUGUUUCGCUGGAUACAUUCAUACUUUCGUUCUUGCCCAGAUUUCUUGAAGCCUUGUAUCUUUUAUCUGUCAAUCUUCCCCAAGUCAGAGAUCAUUCGGCGGCGACGUUUGGUGAUGAGGUGGGUUGCAGAGUGUUACUCGAAGGACAAGGAUAGUGAUAGCGCAGAUGAGAAUGGAGAGGAGCUCUUCGCAAAGAUCACUGAGCUGAGCAUGAUCCAACCACCAGAGCGGGCAAUUGUCACAAACAUGAGACUAGUUUGGUGCCAAAUCAGUGCUUUUUUCCAUGAGUAUAUCAUCUCAAGACCAAAAGAAGAGAAUGUUACCUUUGCACUUGAGGUCUUUGCACUGAAGGGAUGUUGCCGCCAGACCACUGGGCGUACAGGACGGCACCUUGUCAUAGAGGAAAGCUGGGAGCGAGACAGGAUUGUGUUUGAGAGCAUCGACUUGUCUCGUCUACGUUCCCACACAGUGUUUGGUGACUGGUCACUAUUCUUCAUUUCUGAAAGUAUGAAAGUGCUUCGGGUGCUUGAUCUGGAGAAUGCAUCAGGUGUCACCGAUAAAGACCUCCAUAAGAUGCUUAAGCUUCUGCGUCGCCUCAAGUUCCUUUCUCUCAGAGGAUGCAGUAUGAUCAGGAAUCUGCCCGGUUCAAUGGCAUCAGGGGUGGGAAAACUGACUCUGUUGCACACACCUGGAGUUGUCAAUAUCAGUGCUGCCAAAGGGAAAGUCAUCCUAGAAGAGCUCAAGAAUCUUACUCAAUUACGCAAGCUUGGAGUGGCUGGAGAACUAUGUAUUCUACGCCUUCGUGUGAACACACCUCAAGAUGCACCUGCAAUUGAGUCACCAGCUAGUGAGCCUCAAGCUGAAAGGGCAGUGACCCCACUGCAGGGAACAAACUACAGAGGCGACUCGUUCCCUCAAGUGGAAGCAGUUCCUCUAGGUAUGCUCAACUUCUGUGUCAUGACCGAUGGGGCGGAGGACCGCUGUUAUAAAAAGAUACAGGUCCUGGAGAUUUCUAGCAGAUCCAUGUUACAUUUAAGCAUUGGAAAAGAAGCAAUGGAAAAUCUCGAGGCUGAAGGCUGGCUGCUGUAG